AUGAGCGCCGUUAUAACAAUUCCCUCAUUUAAUGCAACAAGAUUAGCAGCUUCGUCUCGGUUACAACAGGAGUACUUUUAUAACACAAUGGCGCACGGAUAUCCCCCAAAUAGAGAUUACCUUUGGAAUAUUUUUAGAAGCGUAGAUAAAGAUGGGAGUGGUUUUAUAACAGCUGAUGAACUUCAACAAGCUCUCUCUAAUGGUACAUGGAGUCCAUUCAAUCCAGAAACAGUUCGACUGAUGAUAGGAAUGUUCGAUAAGCAGAACAGGGGGUCCAUAUCGUUUGAAGACUUCGGAAUCCUUUGGAAAUAUGUGAGCGACUGGCAGUCCUGCUUCAGAUCGUUCGAUAAUGAUAAUUCUGGUAACAUCAACGAGAUGGAAUUAAAAAACGCUUUGAGUUCAUUCGGCUAUCGGGUGACGGACGAGGUCGUUAGCAUUAUGAUCCGGAAGUUCGAUAGAUUUGGACGAGGCACCAUUCUCUUCGAUGAUUUCAUACAAUGCUGUGUCACACUCAAUAGUUUAACAGCAGCAUUCAGGCAGUACGACACAGACGGUGAUGGAGUGAUUACGAUACAUUACGAACAAUUUCUUAAAAUGGUCAUAAGUUUGAGGAUGUAA
Messenger RNA from Leptosia nina, 618 nucleotides. The record is from the annotation of a GenBank genome assembly. Lineage: Eukaryota; Metazoa; Arthropoda; Insecta; Lepidoptera; Pieridae.